ACUACAUUACCCGGAAGGCUACAGUCACCCCUGCGGGUUGCUGUGAGUGUAUAUCAGAAUUUUAAUGACUUGCUUCUGCUAAAUUUGGUCAAAGAAGUCACUACAGAAGGCUUGUUGUUAGCGCUGUACAGGGAGCACUUUGCAGACGUUUCUUCUCACGGCGAUGGGUCUGGAUUGUGUUAGGAAAUGUGCAAAUAAGGAAAGAAAUAAGUAAAACACAAAAAUAAUAAAAUAUUGAGCUUAGUAAAUGAACAGAACAAUUACAAAAACAAUAGUAAAAACUAAAAGUGAAUCGAAAGGAAGAAAAAAAUCAUAAAGGUGAAAGGAAAUCUUUGGAAGGGAGAUGGGAUGCUUUUUUAUACGAAUGUGAAAUUCCGAUCAUUACAACCCGGAUUAGUAGUCGGCAGACCUUGAGCCAGUAACAAAAGGUUAAUAAUAAACACGCUCGUAGUUCUUAAAAUAUUGACAGAAUCCUAUCGAAUUUACAUUGGAAGCGAAGAUACUUGCUGUUGUAUUUCAGAUAAAACACCUGGAAUGUUGCAACGUUAUUUGCGAAGGGAUAAGCGGAUACAAAGCGUUCUUGCAUGAAACUGUGCUAGAAGAAAUUACGCUUCCGAGAAGACGGGAGUGUUAAUGAGGGCUGUCGAAUUUAUGUGAAUAACUGAGAAGUUGUUAUAUUGUCAACAUCCUGGAAGGAAUAAAUACCAUAUUGAUGAUUCGAGACCUGAGCAAGAUGUACCCCCAGGCUAGGCACCCAGCUCCACAUCAACCAGCCCAGCCCUUUAAAUUCACCAUAUCGGAGUCCUGCGAUAGGAUUAAAGAAGAGUUUCAGUUUUUACAGGCUCAGUACCACAGUUUGAAGCUGGAAUGUGAAAAAUUGGCUAGUGAGAAGACUGAAAUGCAGCGGCAUUACGUCAUGUAUUACGAGAUGUCGUAUGGACUGAACAUAGAGAUGCACAAACAGGCAGAGAUUGUCAAGAGGCUGAAUGCUAUUUGUGCCCAAGUUAUUCCCUUCUUAUCCCAGGAGCACCAGCAGCAAGUGGUCCAAGCAGUGGAGAGAGCCAAGCAGGUUACCAUGGCAGAGCUAAACACCAUCAUUGGGCAGCAGCAGCUUCAGGCUCAGCAUCUGUCACAUGGGCAUGGCCUUCCAGUUCCCCUCACGCCCCACCCCUCUGGUCUGCAGCCUCCGGCCAUCCCUCCCAUGGGCAGCAGUGCAGGUCUCCUGGCCCUGUCCAGCGUGCUCAGUGGACAUCCUCAACUGCCAAUCAAAGAUGAGAAAAAACACCAUGAGAAUGAUCACCAAAGAGAUAGAGACUCUGUAAAGAGUUCGUCUGUGUCACCAUCGGCUAGUUUCAGAGCAGGAGAGAAACACAGGAACUCGACGGAUUACUCCUUGGACAGCAAGAAACAGAAGACUGAUGACAAAGAUUUGGCAACCCGCUAUGAUAGCGAUGGAGAGAAGAGUGAUGACAACUUGGUGGUUGAUGUUUCUAAUGAGGACCCAGUUUCUCCUCGAGGAAGCCCAGCACAUUCCCCAAGAGAGAAUGGCCUGGAUAAGCCACGCUUGAUCAAGAAGGAUGCUCCAAUCAGCCCAGCCUCUCUAGCUUCCUCCAGCAGCACCCCAUCGUCAAAGUCAAAAGAGCUUAACCUUAAUGAGAAAUCUACUACUCCAGUGUCAAAAUCCAGCACCCCAACUCCACGCUCAGACGCUCCAACUCCAGGCAGCAACUCCACUCCAGGACUGCGGGCUGUACCUGGCAAGCUACUAGGAGCUGACCCAUUAGCUCCUGGUUUACGGACCCCCAUGGCAGUGCCAUGCCCUUACCCGGCUCCUUUUGGCAUUGUUCCUCAUGCUGGCAUGAACGGUGACCUGACCAGCCCAGGGACAGCCUAUGCUGGCCUGCACAGCAUUUCUCCACAGAUGAGUGCUGCCGCUGCAGCCGCUGCAGCCGCUGCUGCCUACGGCCGAUCACAGGUGGUUGGCUUCGAUCCACACCACCAUAUGCGCGUUCCUGGGAUCCCGCCGAACCUGUCUGGCAUCCCUGGAGGAAAACCAGCAUACUCAUUUCAUGUGAGUGCUGACGGACAGAUGCAACCUGUGCCCUUCCCUCCUGAUGCUCUGAUUGGUCCGGGGAUCCCUCGGCAUGCCCGUCAGAUCAACACUUUGAGUCACGGAGAGGUGGUGUGCGCAGUUACCAUCAGUAAUCCCACUAGACACGUGUAUACUGGUGGCAAGGGCUGUGUGAAGGUCUGGGACAUCAGUCACCCUGGCAACAAGAGCCCAGUGUCUCAGCUGGACUGUCUGAACAGAGAUAAUUACAUCCGUUCCUGCAGAUUGCUCCCCGACGGGCGCACCCUGAUUGUCGGCGGGGAGGCCAGCACGUUAUCCAUCUGGGACCUGGCGGCUCCCACCCCGCGCAUUAAGGCCGAGUUGACGUCCUCGGCGCCUGCCUGCUACGCUCUGGCCAUCAGUCCUGACUCCAAGGUGUGCUUCUCCUGCUGCAGUGACGGCAACAUCGCAGUCUGGGACCUGCACAACCAGACACUAGUCAGGCAAUUCCAGGGCCACACGGAUGGAGCCAGCUGUAUUGAUAUUUCCAAUGAUGGCACCAAGCUGUGGACGGGAGGCUUGGACAACACAGUCAGGUCCUGGGACCUCCGAGAAGGAAGGCAGCUACAGCAACAUGACUUCACUUCCCAGAUAUUUUCUUUGGGAUACUGCCCUACAGGAGAAUGGCUGGCUGUGGGAAUGGAGAACAGUAAUGUGGAGGUGUUGCAUGUCACAAAACCAGACAAAUACCAGUUACAUCUCCAUGAGAGCUGUGUGCUGUCACUGAAAUUUGCCCAUUGUGGUAAAUGGUUUGUGAGCACUGGGAAAGAUAACCUGCUGAAUGCCUGGAGGACCCCUUACGGAGCCAGCAUAUUCCAGUCCAAGGAAUCGUCCUCCGUGCUUAGCUGCGAUAUCUCUGUGGAUGAUAAAUACAUUGUCACAGGCUCCGGGGACAAGAAGGCCACCGUCUAUGAAGUUAUUUAUUAGACAGAGAAUCUGAAUACAAAGAGGACUCCUACCGAAGCACUUUGUUAUAGUUGAUCAUUAAGACUGACUAGUGAAGCAAAGAUUUGUUGAAAAAAGAAAAAAAAAAACUAAACAAAGAAACAGGCAUCUGCUGCACUGACUUCAACUUAUUUUACUACUAUAUUAUGGAUGUACAGUAAACACAUCUGAUACCAAAUCUUCAGAGCAGAAUUAACUGUUAGAAUGAACUGAGCUUACUUUCCAUGAACUGAACACAUUAACUAUGUACAAUAGUUUAUUCUAUUUAUUUAAGAAUAUUUUCUAACCAAUACUUAAAUUCAAUUGGAUGGAGCUGCUAGGCACGUCUGUUGAAAUUAAAGAAGGAUGGAAUUAUCUCCAGACUUGGGAAGGAAGUUCUGUUCUCUUGCAAAAGCCAAAUAUUUUUACAACAAUGUUCAUUUGGAAUUUAAUGCUUUUGGAUUACAUUCCAGUUACUAAAGAUUAUGUAAAAGUGAGUUGCGUUGGAAGUUUUUAUGUGACUCCUCGUACUGAUGCCUAUGGAACUGAGACAACUACCCAUCACCCUGAAGAGAUACAGGAGUCAAUGGAAAUUAGCAAGAUGAUUGUUAAUGUCCUCCAGGCGUGGAUUGUUGACAACUAUUUCACAGGACUUGCUUUGAAAAUCCUUCCAGCAGACACUAAUUUGUGUGCAAGUAAAAUGUAAAUAAUACUUUUGGACAGUUUGUGUGUUGAAUGCUUAAAAGAACCAAGUCUGUGGAUCUGCUGAUGUACAGUGCCUUUGCUGCUAUAGAUCAAACCUUUAAUAUAGGUAAUAUAUUGUAUUGGUUUAGAUGUACUAUAUUUGGUAUUAGAGUAUAGAGACACAAUAUUUAGUUUACAAUAGACUGUCUAGUUGAGUUCUGAAAGUGGUAGCCAACUUUGUUCUGAGUUCUUGGUGUUUUGUCAUGAACAGUUUCAGAAUACUGCAACGCUGAAUGGUUUUGAUACAAAAACUUGUGAUUGUAUAUAUUUCUGAUGCACCAUGUCAGCAAGUCUCAUGCAGAUAAGUAGGGUGUGAAACAACACUGCACAUAACAUUUGCAGGUUGUAAAAUUUCAGAAUUUUUGUUUUGUAAGUAAUUCAAAGUGAUCUAAAGGUUUCACAUUUUUUUUCUUUGGUGGAAACAGUUGUAAGCAUGGAGACCUUGGCCAGAGAGGAGUCAUUUGUAUUUUUUAUUGAUCAUAGUAAUACACGAUUACACAUUAAAGUACUUAAAAUAGAAUCCUACUGUAUACAUAUGAGUAGCUGUUAGUCUGUGGAUCUGUCAUUUAAAAUUACUUUUAUACAUACUCAAGCGCAACAUGUAGAUUUUUAGCCUGUCUUGGCCAAGUUUCCUAUGUACAUAAAAUACAGUAUAGCAUAGCUUGCAGCAAUUGAGUCUGAUUUUUUUUCUCUCUAAAGAUAUGUUUAUUUUUCCUAAUUCGAUGCAUUAUCCCAUCAUUACAGAUAUUAGGGUAUUUAAGUUUGACAACCAGUCAGUUUUUUAAAUGUGCUUUUUCUGUCAUAUAAAGGAGAAUGGCAUGCCUCCAAUAAAACAUACUGUAUGUCUCCCAGCUUAAAAUAUAUGAGAACCUUGUUUUAUAUUCUCUUUCUGCCUGCCUUAUUUAAAAAGUUAACAAUAUUCAGUUUUAAAAGCCAUUGGAAAAUGUAAAGAACACCCUAUUUUAUUUUUUUAACCUGCAUUCCUAGGACUGGAUGACAUUCUGCUUUUUAUAAGAUACAUUUAGUUAUUGACUGAAAAUAAGUAUAUUAAAAAAUAAGUAAACAUGUUGUUAACUAUAGAGAUUGACAAAUAUAUCAAGUAUUGUCAUAUUUUGCAAUGCCUUUAAGUAAUGUUUCUUAGAAAAGGUUUCUGCAGAUGGCUGACCAAUCUGUCCAUCCAAUGUACAAAGAAUGGCAUUGCCCAUUUUUUAUUGAUUUUUAUAGAGGAUGCUCUGUAUCAUCGCCAUUUUAUAUGGAUGGCUCUCUUUUUUUUUUUGAACAAAAACAAAUUGAUAAGUAGGAUUUGCUUUGGUACUGGAUAGUUGUUCAAGAUACUAUUUUAUACAAACAAUGAAACAUUUAUGCUGUAAAAAAUGAAAAAAAGUACCUGUUGCUAGGUGUUGGUGUUUCUUUAAUACAACAUGCAUUUUGUCUU
Molecule: messenger RNA, 5213 nt
Organism: Polyodon spathula (Mississippi paddlefish)
Lineage: Eukaryota; Metazoa; Chordata; Actinopteri; Acipenseriformes; Polyodontidae
Product: transducin-like enhancer protein 4
Exons: 21
Coding region: 713-3037 (774 amino acids)
Biological process (GO): regulation of DNA-templated transcription; negative regulation of canonical Wnt signaling pathway
Cellular component (GO): transcription regulator complex; nucleus
Molecular function (GO): transcription corepressor activity; protein binding
Source: RefSeq, a predicted model, not a curated record